UCUAUUGCCAGCUGAAAACCAAUGCCAGAGUGCUGCACUACGAGCACUGUUUGUUCGGUCUCUAGAGCCCCUCGCCGACGAUGUACUGUGAUUUGCAACGUGUGGUUUCAUUUGUGGAAAAUUGAGUGAAGAAUUGUAUAAAGUCGGUUGUGGCUCGCGAGAAGGAAUGGCCAUGACGCUCCAAGGAUCUGUCUUGUCCAAUGGAAAUGCUGCCACCAACCGUGUUCCUCUCACACUGGAAUCGAGCAGCAAAGACUCAGCUGAUGUGUACCUCAACGAGGCCAGCAAUGGUUUUGGUGAUUGUGUAAAGAAUGGAUUGAACAGUGCUGAACCUGUUGAGGAAGUUAAAGAAACACCUAGUGAUGAGCCGGUCAUUGAUAUUACUAUCAACAAUGUGGUAUGCAGUUUCAGUGUAAAAUCCUAUCUCAAUUUGAAGCAGAUAGCCCAGAAUGGGUAUAAUGUUGAGUACCGUAGAGAAAAUGGGAUGGUAACCAUGAGAUUACGGAAACCCUACACCACAGCCUCAAUCUGGUCUUCUGGGAAAGUAACUUGCACAGGGGCGACAAGUGAGGAUGAGGCCAAGCAGGCCGCCAGGCGAAUCACGCGUUCGGUCUCUAAACUAGGCUAUCCCAGAUUACGCCUAGUGAAUUACAGAGUAGUCAAUGUUCUGGGAACUUGUACAAUGCCUUUUGCGAUUAAAAUUACGCCUUUUUCAGCCAAACACAGAGAUAUCGCCAGUUAUGAACCUGAAUUGCAUCCUGGUGUUACCUAUCGUCUCAAGGAACCAAAAGCAACCUUAAAGAUCUUUUCGACCGGUAGCAUUACAGUUACAGCGCCUUGCGUAGGUAACGUCCAAUCAGCCAUCGAACACAUAUACCCCUUGGUGUUUGAAUUUCGUAAAGAACGAUCUCCCGAAGAUAUACGAACAAUGCAAGCUACCAAACGGUCCCGUGGACUGAAACGCAAAUGUUCCUCUGAUUUUGGUUUCGGAGCAGACGAUGACUGUUUCGCUGUAGACGUUGACGAUGAAGAAGAAGAUGAGGAAGAAGCCUUUGAUAGUGACCAGAGCCAUGAUUAGAACACAGCAAAUCAUUAAUUAGAAUGUCACAGCAAUCGAAUCGUGGGACGAGUCGUGACAAGCUGAUCGGACUCGUGGAACUAUCUCUGGUGCUUCUCCUUCCUGAAUCCGUUUGGCCUCUUCGCUGUCAGUACGACCAAACCUUUCAGCUUUCACUUUUUCGAUCCCAACGAUCUUGUGUACUAUCAUAUUUUUUUCUCUCCAUCCCCUGCUUCCCGUGGUCUCGCUGUUCGACUUUCAGCUAUCAUUUUUUCGAGGCGGAAUCACCUUUUAUUCGCGACCUAGAUUUGGUUGACCGUAUCGAGGUUAAAACUUGUUCAUUUUUUUUUUCUUCUCUCUCUUUUUUUUUAAUCCCAUGAAUACUCUUCUCGAUUUUGGUAGUCCAGAUCAACCAAAAGUCUGUUGACUUAAGCUAAAGGUCGCGCGUCAGAUGUGAAACAGUCUUCCGCUCCUUGGACAUUGCAACUUUUGAAUUCUGACAAAAAGGAGUUGACGGCAUCAGCAUUCAAACUCUAAUUUAACCCACACAAGCGAUUUUUCAUCCUCUUUUUCGUCUGAAGAAAGUAUACCCAUUUGCGAAGAGACGGCAAGCACUUGUCAAAAUGGGGCGAAAAAAAUUAAUGAUUAGGUCCAGCUGAUUUUGAAAUCCUACUCCUAUUUACCGUUGACUGUAGUUUGAAGAUUUCGAUUUCAUUCUUCGAAAUGGUGCUUAAGGCUCUCGGCCUGCUUGAGUAUCCUUGAUUUGUCUUUCGUUUUUUCUUUCUCGAAUGCGCCCCGUGUUAUAGUCUACCAUGUAAAAUAACGCUCUUCUGGAACAUGGGCGCGUGCCCAAUUUUUCGUGUAAAACAUGGAACAAACAUUUUGGUUCGCAGGUCCGCUUUUUCUGCCCCCCUCUCAACACAGAAACUGACGUAUCCUUUUUCCCUAUUGAAAACUAAGAUCCACCCAGAAGAUUCAGAACACAAGGAGUCAUCAGAAUCGUUCAAACUAUGUCUUUUUUUUUUUGCCCUUCACGAAACUUUAGACUGCAAAGUUCAGUCUCCAAUUUGCCCUCCGAUUGCUCCUCAGCUCUCCCCUCCCCCCUGAAAGCGGGUAGAAUUGCCUCAGUUCAGCGAGCAAUAACAAUCGGAUGAUACCAAUGCUUGUGAGUGAGUGUGCGAAUGUGUGUGCGUGAGUGUGCGUGUCAACCUACCUUCCAAUCGUCCUUGCCCAUAUUGGUCGGUUCUCAAUAAACGAGAUUUUCCAGAUUA
Molecule: messenger RNA, 2328 nt
Organism: Daphnia carinata
Lineage: Eukaryota; Metazoa; Arthropoda; Branchiopoda; Diplostraca; Daphniidae
Gene: Trf2
Product: TATA box-binding protein-like 1
Exons: 5
Coding region: 167-1078 (303 amino acids)
Biological process (GO): DNA-templated transcription initiation
Molecular function (GO): DNA binding; general transcription initiation factor activity
Source: RefSeq, a predicted model, not a curated record